Molecule: messenger RNA, 8178 nt
Organism: Acanthoscelides obtectus
Lineage: Eukaryota; Metazoa; Arthropoda; Insecta; Coleoptera; Chrysomelidae
Source: the annotation of a GenBank genome assembly
CGGGUCUACGGUCUAGUGUAAGAGCUAGUCGUUAGCCUGCCCACUGUGUACAGGUUUAUUUCUCGUCUCGCGCGUACGGACGGUCCACGGUCGUAAGCUCGUAGUAGUAGUAGUCGUCGGUUCGGCGAGCGAGAGUAAGCUUCGGUACGGUAGACUGUGCGGCAGCCACACUGCUCGCGAUAGACGCGAAGUUUUUGGUCCUUCGAGCCGGAUGAUGCGCUGAGUGCGACGCAACGGUUAUCUGUGCGAUUAGGUUUGUGCUUGACAGUGAUGUAUGCUUGUGUUAUGACUAGUUGUUUGUGUACUCUUUGGAUUCUAUCGACAAAUAAGGAUAAUCUAUCAGCUAGUGAGGAUAGUUGCUGUAAACUAUAAAAAAAUCUGCAGCAGAAUAUUCGUAAGGCGUUGUGCCGAUGAUUUCUGCCGGCGUGGAGGGAAGACUGCCAUACAUGACGUAUCCGGAGCCUUGGAGGGGUCCUCCGAAACAACCUCCCGAGUUGUUUCUCAGGCCUAAACCAUUGCCGUCCACUACCAGGUACAAUGGCGUGAGCCAGCCGACCGGAAAUGGCACUGGUGGUGGAGCGGCGAGUGGUUGCGGAGGCGGGGCAGCAGGGGGCAGCUACCCGAACGGUACCCGAUUGGCGCCACCCCCGGCGCGGCCAAUCACCAAGUACGCUUCACCGCCCUCUAUCGCCGCACCUGUCAACCUGGUGCAGACCAAGGAGGAACAGGUCGCUGCCACUGCUGCCGCCAUUGCUGCUGCGGCCGCUGCUGCCGAUGACAGGACAACAAUUCCGGACAUGUCGGCGUACAGCCCGUACCGCCUAUUCCCACACGCCCAAUUCCCGCACUUCCCUUACCCCAUUUGCCAGCAACCCUACAUGCUUCGAACCAGUUUUCCUCCUACCCCGCUCUCUCCGAUGGAAACCUUCUCCCCUACGGCCCCAACAGCCACGUCCACUUUCCUGUCGCCGCCCAGCACGUUUAGCCCGCCCACAUCGGUGAAGCCGCCCACGCAAGUGCAACAGACCAACACGAUACUGAGGGAUAAAAGGACGCCGCCCGCCCAGCACCAGUCACAAGGAUCACCCUUAGCCCCUCCUCGAUCUCCUCUAGCUCCUCCUCUAACUCCGAGCCAAUCACAAGCAGCCGCUGCGAGUUCAGCUGCUUUCAAAGUGCCUUCGGGGAAAGAAGGCUCCCUCAAACAUCGGAUCCUGACCAGGCCGGAGGACAAUGUCAGGACCAGCGGACCUUUAGACCUGCAGAAAAGUUCAGAGGGACGGAAAAGGCUGCAAGCUACCAUGUCACCUCCUAGGUCUCCCAAGAGGACGAUCAACAAUAACACGAUGUCCAGCAACUUCACCAAAGGCUCCUUGAUUCAGUUGCAUAAUGGCGAGUUGAGGAGGAUAGAGGACAUGCGCACUGAAGAUUUCGUCAUGUCUGCGGACAGGAGUCCUGAAUUGAGAUUGGCCGAGAGCACGGUUGUCAGGAUAGAGGAGAGUCACUCGGGGACGGCCACUAUUACGCUUACCUACAACCAGAGGCGCGCACAGGUGGAAGUAGAAUCUUCAUCGUCCCAUCCGUAUUUUGUGAUGGGCGCAGGGUGGGCAUCAUGUGACCCAGCUGCCACACACCUCAGAUAUGGACUGAACGUACACAAGUUGCAGGUAGGCGACGUGUUGAUCUCCUUAACACCACGUGAGCCUCCCACACCUCAGUCUGCUGCGAUGUCGUACACCUCCUCCUGCAGCCCUGCGUCGUCCAGUACGGCCCAGUCGUUAUGCGGAAACGGGAGGUCGGUUGCUGCAGCCGCAUCUACAGUGAUGACCACAGCUACGGCUACAGCUGUCACCGCAAGACAGCAGCUGUCAUCUGUCAACUCUAAUACCUCUAACAGCCACCAUACGCCGCACUUAUUGGCUACUUCGAGCUUACUACUCAAAUCUUCCACUCAAGUGAGCAACCACCAACAGCACCAAUCUCAACACUCUCCGGCGGUCUCAGCGCAAUCUCAACCAAUCAACUUGCACUUCUCGAGCCAUGCUCCCACGAUAGCUCCGCCCAUGUCUCCUGACAGCGCAGCCGCAGCGGCAGCAGCGCGGAAACGACGAUGGUCCGCCCCUGAUGAGAUGUGCGAGGAGGCCGAGCUUCAGAUCAGAAGGCACCGCCCUUCUGGACACACCCCUCCUGAGUAGUGAUACGUUUCUGUGUCUCUCCCUCCCUUGUCCACAGUCCUUUUCCCUCCAAGCUCGUCCAGCAUGUGUAGAUAUUAUGUAAUUGUGUAAAAAGGUCGAUUUAAGAGUUAAGAUGUGGUUGGCUGGUAUACGGGAAUGCGCUUCGUCUCGAUCCAUUAUGGUGGGCUUCAGUGAAAUCUCAAAAAUCUAGACAAAUGAAAAUAGUUUGAGGCACUUAUAUGGAAAAUAAUACUUAGGUGUGCCAUUAUGACACGGUCUAUCAAACUCCGGUUAACCCUAACCCCUGGUAACUAUAACUUGGAAGCUAACUAUCAGUUGUCCAUUAGUUCUACUUAACUAGUCAGUAACAGGGAAUAUGCAUGUUUUUUUUUAUUUUCUGUAUAUUACUUAUGUAAAUUUAAUGCCUUAUACACAUAUUUCAUUCAAGCAAAUAUCUGUGUUCAUUGUUUAUUAAACAUUCAAAACUGCAAGGCCAAUGAUGAUUUAUACGCCUCUUUUUUUUGACGCGCUUCGCAAUGACGUCAUAAUCCUCGAUAUGUCAUUCGAUUGUCUUUAUGGUCAGAUUGCUGUCGAGUUUCCAAAGGUCCUAUUUCGUGUCCUGUAGUUUUAAUUAAGAAAAAGCAAAAGCAUAGAUCAAGUAGGUAUGGAAACAUUAUACGUUAAGUACUGUAUUGUACCUACCUAUGUCGCGGGAAACACCGAACAAAGUAUCUAUAAGUUUCAUAUUCCUCGAGAUGCUAAGAUAAGGGAAAAGUGGUGUAAAAUGUUGAAAACUGAAGAUCAUUUUGACGUAAAUACAGAACUACUCGUACUAUUUUGCCCAAAUAUGAUUGGUUGUUACUUACCUUAGAUUACAAAGAUUAUGUUUUCUUUUUUCACUUCCUAUUUAAAGAAGAUAUUUUUAUAACAUUAGGUCGAACAUUCUUUCAGUUUUUGGGGUAUGCCCUGGUUCAUUUAUUUCCGAUAUGUACGUUGACAGUCAAUGGCAGUGAAAGGCCUGGAACUUUGAAUCGCAAUAGCAUUGCGUUUCGAUAUUUCAAAUAUACCUCAUAUUUUCUCCGUUUUUUAUUAAUUGUGGCUCGUAAUUUUAUAGCGUGUAGGUUUAAAAUAAGGUCGAAGGUGUCAUUCUGUAGCAAUAUAGACUAUAAAUAAAAAAAUAUACGAAUAUUUGAACUACAUGCAAAUUCCCUAUUGCUGAUGCCCUAAUGCUGAUUUUGCUUCUGAACUAACAUGGAUAAACUUUACAACAUAAAAUGCAUUUUCAAAGUUAACUCCCAAUUAGUAGUAAAAUGACAAUCACCAAUUGAAAAACCGGACCUUAAUGAUUUACGCACAACACAUAUUGUAUUAAGUACUAGAAUUAACUGCCACUGAACUACAAAUAUUGCAGCAUAGGUACUGUCAGCAAACUACAAAUUUUGUGGCCCAACAUGAUCCCAUUGAAACAUUUCGUAUACCCGGUGAUCUGCCAGCUGAAAUGUUAAUUACUGUUGCUUAUUAAAAAUUGAUAUUAUAACUCGUUGUUGAGAACUUCGAACAAUUACUACCCUUUGCAGUACAAAAAUAUGCUUUUUGUAGAAAACGCAUAAUAUUUUCCUACUUCUGACUAUAAAACUACAUACUAAACUAUAUAUCAAAGUUAUAUAGUUAUAAACCAAUGAAUGUACUGUGUAAGGUAAGGAGUUAAACUGUUGACGUACUUGUAUAUAAUUUAAAGAAGUUGUUCGAAGUACUUUAAUUGUUACUGUGCUGUACUCAAAACUCGUAGUGCAAUGCGGAUGGCGGACAAUAGGAUAGAGGCAGGGUUAGAAUGUAUACUGGAAGAACUACUCAACUCAUUUGGACUAAUGUCAUAUGGUCUCUCACACGAGUAUUUAUUACAUUUUAACGGCUACUGAGGUGAACAACUGAUCAGCAAGAAAACAUCUUUAUAUUAAAGCCUGACAUAAUCAACCGGUUGUGAAUCGAGUACAUUUCAGCACCGCGUUCAGAAUUGUUUAUACCAAACAUAGUCAAAAACCGUUUAUCUUGUAUUAUUCCUACGUGACUUGAAAUAGUCAAGAUCAUUAGCAGUCACUUUGCUGGCAGCGUUUUUUCUUAUGUGCGAAAAUACUUUUCGAAAUAAAAGCGUUGCUAGGAAGUAUAAAUCCGUAGCUUACAAAAGGCCACAACAAAUACUGAUCUAACGUGGACGUAUCCGUCAGAACUGUGUCACUUGUCAAUAUGGUGUAUUUUGAAAUGUUACUAGAUAAUCAACUGUUAUAACUGUUAUUUGCUAUCACGUUUGACGUAACGGAUACUCGUGAAAAAGACUACCAUUAUUUUUCCUUGGGGUUGUGGAAAAGGCCUAGGAGGUUAUGUGCAACAUUGUAAAAUUUCUACGUGUGUGUGUCGAUCCGUUCGAUAGUAAGACUACAGACAUCGCUUUCUCUUAUUAAAGUUCGUGAUCUUAUUUCUUUUUUGACGGCAAAAAAAUAAAAGUAAGAUCAAAAAUAAACAAUGACUUUUGAAGCGAUCCUCUGAAAAAUUUAAUUUGCAAUUGAAAAGUCAGUGUAUAAGAUUAAAGAAAUGGAGGAGUGUUAGUGUGCCAAAAAUGUAGUGAUUGUCUUCCUUCUCAGCCCUUAAUUUAGAGUGAUCUAAUAAAAAGAUAUGUUCCAUGCACAUUAUAUUUCUCGCCCGAAUUCUUUCGGUCUGUAUCUCUCGUUGCAUAUAGAUGUCGUUCUGAAAUUUAUAUUUUUGUAGCUCAUCAACUAAUCCUGCGGUCUCUCAUCUAAAUGACACGCUUACUAUGUUUGGCAGUUCUUCCAUUGUGCCUAACCAGAGCUAUGAUGGUAAAUAUAAGUUUAUGUUUCAUGACAAUACAGCAGGUAUAGGGCGAGAUGCAAAUGAUACGUAACUGUGCUAUUGAGAACUGGGAGUAUUAUAAUGAGUGAUAUAUGUAAUAUUAUAUUAACAUGAACACAUGUAUUUAGUGAUGGUUUUGUUAUACGUAUUUAGGAAAUGUGGCUCUAUUCAUACCCCAAUCAUUGUGAAGAUGAAUAUUUUCAGACAACUCUACUUAAGAGAUGGAUGAUGACGAAAGUAGAGUGAAAAGUUCUCGGCCUGACAAUGAAAAACUGCAAUGUUCAGUUGUGCGGGAGGGGGGGUAGCAGACGUCUAAGUCCGCCAUUUUUUUAAGAAAGAGAGGCACUGGUUAAUUGCUAAGCAUGCCGACGCCACAUACCUCCUCCCUUGAGUCGAACAUCUUCCUAAACAUGUUGCGACAAUCACACUGCGCCACCCCCCCUAGACAGAUUCAUAGGUCCGCCUUUGAUUAUGCAGUAGAUUCUGAUCCCCUUUUUUGUGCAAAAUGUGUCGGACCCUUUCUUCCAAUAUCCUUACGGCAUCUUACUCACCUACACAUAAUGCCUACCGUUCAACACAAUAUUCCUUUCCCAUCGUUUCAGGCUUUUCUUUUUAAAAACAAGAAAAUAAGUCUGGCAAUUUUUCUAAUACUUGAUUAUUUUAUCAAUCUUCAAUAUUAUUUUGUCAAUGACGUCGCUGCGAAGAUACAGAAAAUACAAAACAGCAAGGACAAUAUUUACAUACUUUCGUCGAAAAAGCACGCUUAUGCUAUGCUCACGCUCUUCAAGGGGUAAACAACGUUUUUUGCACUAUUUUCCAAAGCCAAUCAAUUCAAGAGGUCUAAAAAGAUUCAUAAAAGUUGUAUUAUUUUCACUCUACAACUUGAAGAUACAAAACUGUGCAAAUUUCCUUAAAAAGCACGAAAAAGCGAAUUAUCGCUUUUUAGGGGCAACAUUUUUCCUUUCGAUAUUUUUUGAUGGCCCGUUAUCCCGAAAUUCUGAAUAAAAGUCUGUGUCAUAUCGAGAAAGCACUUUAUCCUCUAUUGUUUUGCAAUUCGCAUCAGCAAAUCUGCCAUUAAAAAUUAUCAAACGAAUACUUUGAUCCUUUGGCAUGAUCUCCAAAGCGUCCCAUGUGUUAGGUAUAAACUGAAAUUUUCUCAAUGAUUGAGGUAUCGUAACAGCGCACUGCUGAUAAAUGUUCGAUCUCAAAGAGAGUCGUGUGAUAUAGGACUGCUUUUAUUGUUCAAAGAUCUGUAUUUUAUUAUUUCUACUUAUCAAUUUUCUUUUCCCUAUAAUACAUAUGUGCACAAACUGAACAAGAACUAUCUACUUACGAUUGGCCUGUUUUAUUCCAUAUGUGCUAAAAAGUAGUUCACUUAAACAGUAUGAGCACAAAAAGCAACAUUUUUAGCAUCUAAACUUCGCACAACACAAAAUGCCGAAGCAGUUUAUUUCAUUUGAAAUGAUGUUCCAGGAUUUCAAAGAAUAAGCUAAUCUAGAAAAAUCUAGUUGUUCUCAUUUGUGCUCAUAAGGUGACAAUUUAAGUUAUACUACAAUUUAGAACAUAGCUUGUCUGCUUAAAUUGAUUGCGAAAUGUCAUAGAAUCACAGGAAAAAGUACAAAUUUUGUAAAAUCUCGGACAAGUAUGGAAAAAGACGAAAUAUAAUAUGUCAAGGUAAUGAUGUAAUGCUUUAACAUUCCCUUAUUACAAUGUAAUCGAUAUCAAUGGACGUAAGAGUUCUUAAAGUCUAGAUUUAAAAAAUUGUUACUUAUAUGAAUUCUUAAUAGAAUACAGAAAAUAGUUGUCUUAUAAGGAAACGUAUACCUUGUCACACUAUCUUGACGUCUAAGUGGAAGUAAAAUCUUAAGCUUUUUGAUGUAUAGGGACACAGUCGUGAGAAUUUUGGAAUAAAUUUUUCACAUAUUAGGAAAAACGGGCACAGGUGGCAGCCACACAAUGUGCGGUAAGAACUCAUAUGCCUCAGUUUUUUCUAAGAUAGGGAGAACGCUCCAUUUUUGCAGUUCGACAAAAGAAUUUGACCAAGCUAUAUCAAAAGAUUGUAAUAUCGAAUAAGCCCAUAUUUACAGUCGAUCGUUGAGGGCUGAGCGCUGAUCGAGAGUUGAUCAACCCCGAUUUAACAAUCUAAUUAUGCACAAUUAUUAGUUUACAAAAUUUUUAGGAAAUUCAAAAAUUCAAAAAAUAUUAGAAUCUUUAAAAUUCGAAAAUUUUCGAUGAAAUUUAAAAGCUCACAAAAUUUCAAAACUUACUUAUACUGAACAUCUUAGAACCUCUUUUGAGGAUCCUGAAGAUACUUAGAUUUUUGAAAAUCUUGUACAUUCAGAAAGACGCAAGAAUUAUUAGAACUAAAAAUUUAUUUGGAAUUUCGGAAAAUUUUAAAAUUUAUAAAAAUAAAUAUAAAUUGAGUAAAUUGAAAAUUUUGAAAACCAAUGAUGGUUAUAAACUUCAAAUGUUAUAUCCCCAUUUGAGCGUUACUCAAGGAUGUGUUAUUGUUCAUUUGAAACUCAAUAAGGGUCAACUAUAAAUAUGGGCUAUAGUGACACAACGCAAAAAUUAUCAAUGGUAUUUCUAGGCCGCAUUGAUGGUGUGACAAAGUGUAUAAAACUGCUUUUUAAUGUUGUUUAUAUUUUUCAUGUGAAUUCUUGGCUGUGAUACAGUAAUGUGGAAUGUAGACACUUCCCUCCAUGUCCAAAAAAGGUCCUGAUGCAAUUGCAUAAAUUUAGUAUGCCUCAUUCUGAGUUUUUUGUUAUAAAUUGCGAUAAUAACGAUAUGUGGUCGAUGGAAUUUAUGUUCCUGGACUAAGUAGACUACGUUUUUUAAGAAAUUAUGUAAAAGUUGUGUAACACUGUGUCCUGGAUUGCACUGAUUGUUGAUUAUACCAUAUUUGAUUUAUAACAAUGCCAGAUUGAGUAUAUUUAUGAACAGACAAUGAUUUCUGAAGUGCCUUUGUAAAGAAGAGUGACAGGUUUCACCUUCCAGAUGAUAUAUCUAUUGUGUAAAAAUUACGAAUCAAUAACAAAGUAUAUGAUUUUACAGAUACAUAGUUGUAUGGUGUGCCAUGUUGUGUAAAGCCAAAAAAGGCAGUGCAGUCAGAAACCAAUAAAUAUAUAUGUAUUAUAUUAUA